Molecule: messenger RNA, 1467 nt
Organism: Aptenodytes forsteri (emperor penguin)
Lineage: Eukaryota; Metazoa; Chordata; Aves; Sphenisciformes; Spheniscidae
Product: cytochrome P450 2J6
Exons: 9
Coding region: 1-1467 (488 amino acids)
Biological process (GO): arachidonate metabolic process; xenobiotic metabolic process
Cellular component (GO): cytoplasm; intracellular membrane-bounded organelle
Molecular function (GO): iron ion binding; heme binding; oxidoreductase activity, acting on paired donors, with incorporation or reduction of molecular oxygen, reduced flavin or flavoprotein as one donor, and incorporation of one atom of oxygen
Source: RefSeq, a predicted model, not a curated record
AUGAUAAGUGUAAUUCUCAUUUCCCUGGUUUUGUUUCUUCUGGGUGCGCAGUUCCUGAAAUUGCAAUGGAAAAGUCGUGGAUUUCCUCCUGGACCAACCCCAUUUCCCAUCAUUGGAAGCAUCUGGCGGAUAAAUUUUAGAGCUGAUCAUAGGAGCCUGAAAAAGCUGGCAGAGAUCUAUGGCAACAUCUGUACCCUGUGGCUGGGUCACAAACCCAUGGUGGUGCUCUAUGGAUUCCAAGCCGUGAAGGACGGUCUCACCACCAACUCAGAGGAUGUUUCCGGGCGACUACAGACCCAUGUCUUCAACAGAAUGGCAAAUGGAAAGGGUAUCCUGGUCUCAAAUGGUCUCAUCUGGAAACAUCAGAGACAUUUCGGAAUUGGAGCUCUCCGAAAACUGGGAAUGGGCAAUAAAGGAAUGGAGCGUGGGAUACAAACCGAGGCCCGUUAUCUGGUCGAGUUCUUCAGGGACAAAGAUGGAAGAGCUGUCGACCCUUCCUUCCCCAUUGUUCACGCUGUCUCUAACGUGAUCUGUGCUGUGGUUUUUGGACAUCGUUUCUCCCUAGAGGAUGAAACCUUCCGCCAGCUGAUUGAAGCAUACAAUUGUAUAGUGGCUUUUGGGAACAGCUACCUCUACUAUAUGUCUGAAGUUUUCCCAUGGGCUGCAGAGCGCCUCCCAGGGCCUGCACAGAAAGCAUUAUUUUCCUGCAAUUUUGUUCGUUCUUUCAUAAGGCAGGAAAUCAAAAGCCACAGGGAAAGAGGCACAACAGAUGAACCACAAGAUUUCAUUGACUUCUACCUGGAUCAGAUAGAGAAAACUAAAAAUAUCCCCAAUUCUACAUUUGAUGAGGACAACAUGGUGCAGUCUGUUUUUGACCUUUUCCUGGGCGGCUCAGAGACCACUGCCACCACUCUGCGCUGGGCUCUGCUCUAUAUGGUGGCUUAUCCUGACAUCCAAGAAAAAGUCCAGAGAGAGCUAGAUGCCAUUCUGAGUCCCUCCCAUCUAAUCUGCUAUGAGGAUCGGAAAAAACUGCCUUAUACAAAUGCUGUGAUUCAUGAGAUCAUGCGCUUUGGCAGCAUUAUUUUAAUCACAAUUCCUAGAGAAGCAGUGAAGGAUACAACUGUUUUGGGGUAUCAGCUUCCAAAGGGCACUAUGAUUAUGGCAAACAUAGACUCAGCUCUUUUUGACCCCAAAUACUGGGAGACCCCCCACCAGUUCAACCCUGGUCAUUUCUUGGACAAGGAUGGAAAUUUUGUGACCCGAGAGGCCUUCUUGGCCUUCUCAGCAGGCCACCGUAUGUGUCUGGGAGAGGUGCUGGCAAAGAUGGAGCUUUUCAUCAUCUUCUGCAGCCUGUUGCAGACAUUCAAGUUCACUCCACCAGAAGGAGUUAAGGAAGUCAACACAGACAUUAUCUUUGGGAGCACAAUGAAACCCCAUCCAUACAAGCUCUGUGCAGUUCUUCGCUAG